CUGAUUCCUGUUGCGCGUUACAUGUAAGUCUCACUGCCAGGACAGCCUCGAACACUUAUUAGUGUACGUUAAAUCUCGGAAUAAUUCAACCCAGUGAGCUUUCUUAAAAAGGGAAAAAGCUGGAAACGGACACGACCGAGGACCUUUACUGAACCUUGGGAAUGUCCGUAAUACGCCACGUUAUUCUCACAAAUGAAGGACGAAGAAAUAUGAAUACAUGCUAAUCAGUGUACUUGUAGUAGUCUAGUAGAACAGGACACCAAAGGUUGAGUGAAAAAAAAAACUCGACGUCCUGCUUUCACUGAGUCCUUGAGCACUGAAGGCGCGGCAGUGAAGCACGAACAUUUACGUCGAUGAAUAAAUGAAGACCUUAGCCGUUGCAUCUCAGUCAGCACACGCGUCGUGGCUCCGCGCUCAUCCUCAAUAUGGAGCUGACCAGGGUCCUGGAUUGUCCACCCAGUUAAAACUCGGAUUUCGCUUUUAAUCCAUAGGCUAUGUUACACACUAAGGUACGAAAAGAUCUUUAACAGCAAGAACUGUAACAUGGCACGACUGCAUUUGAAUCGUCGACUUUGCCUUUAAUAUCAGGACAUAAUCGACAUUCAAUGGAAACCUCUCGGAGCUAGUGUUGCACACAUGUACGCUACAUUAGAUAAAUACAUUUUUUUUCUUGAAAAGGACGCCCAUGGGAAACUUGACGAAUAUAUAUCAUGCUGUUUUUUGAGACCUUCAUAAAGUUGAUUGCUUUGCCUACCAUUGUUUGUGGAAACUAAGUCAAGAACUAUUUCAAGGCAGGCAUCAUGCAGAAAUAAAACGAAACGAACUCAGAACAAAUGGAUAUUUUGUUGCUUAUGGAUUCGUAGACAUCUGCAAGAGGAAGAUACCAUUAUCAAGACAUGGCUCGGCUCUUGGUCUUUGUGAACUCCGUGGCACUGUUGCUUUUCGGUAGUGACAUGUUUCUUGUGGGAGCAAAUCGCCCCCCUGCACCUGUCAACGUGUCCGUUAUGCAUCUGAAGGCCGACUCGGCAACCAUCACCUGGGAUGUUCCGGAAGGUGACAUCAUAAUUGGCUUCUCAAUCACACAGCAGCGGCAGGACCGCUACACGCAGCGCUUCAUCCGGGAGGUGAACACCACCAGCCGGGCCUGCGUACUCUGGGACCUGGAGGAGGAGACCGACUACAUCGUCCAGGUGCAGACCAUUGGGCUGUACGGCGAGAGCCAGGCCAGCCAGCGUGUGCACUUCCGCACGCUCAAGAAGUCCGACCGUUUCCCCUCCAACAGCUCCAACCAAGAUGACCCGACGGUGCAGGGUCUGGACAAGUCCAGACAUCUCCAGACCGGGGAGAUGAUCAUCAUCGUGGUCGUGCUUCUCAUGUGGGCAGCUGUGAUCGCGCUGUUCUGCCGUCAGUACGACAUCAUCAAGGACACGGACAACAGCAACAGCAAAGAGAAGGUCAAGCCGCUGUCGGAGCGGAGCACCCCAGAGCACCACAGCGGAGGCCUGCUGAGGAGCAAGUUUCAGUCUGUGCCAUCUAUCAACAUCAUUGAGGUGUAAUGGAGGCCAGGAAACGCCUGCUUCUCACCUUCUCUUCUCCCGCGUCUGCCAAACCCACCCACCCCACAUCCUCCCCUCAUCCUCUCUCUCUCUAUUUCUCUCUCUCUCUCUCUCUCUCCCCCCUCCCCUCCUCUCUACCAUACCAGCCUGAGCCUCUCUGCCUUGUGGAGUCACUAUUCUGGGCGGAACAAGCCAUUAGCUAAGCUACUGCUGCCUCGUCAGCUAACACACACACACACACACACACACACACACACACACACACACACACACACAAAC
Messenger RNA from Alosa sapidissima (American shad), 1835 nucleotides. It is a transcript of the gene fndc4a, whose product is annotated as fibronectin type III domain containing 4a. The record is from RefSeq and is a predicted model, not a curated record. Bases 897 to 1556 code for a protein of 219 amino acids. Lineage: Eukaryota; Metazoa; Chordata; Actinopteri; Clupeiformes; Clupeidae. Gene Ontology annotation, molecular function: protein binding. The transcript is spliced from 6 exons.